AUUUGAAGCAUACCAGACACGGUGCCUCUAUAGGUGAGUGAGCUCACUGCUCUUGUCAAGAAACGUUCUGGCGAACGUUGAAAUUUUUUGGCCCGCCCGCUCCACCCUGUGCCCAUGUGCAUGCAGGACCGACCUGCGCAUGCGCUGGCCGACGCCGCGGAAAGAGUGGGGGAGGAGCGCUCUGCGCCACCUCUCCCUAUCAGACAAAGGAGGCUCUAUAUCGAAAAUAUGAGGAGACAGAAACGCUGCUCCCCAACGUGGAUGCAACGCAUGGAAACGGCGACAGAGGAUAUUUCUAGGCUAUAUGAAAGCACAAGAGCCCGGAAUUGCCUCAAGAUCCAACAGGAAGCGCCGGACCACUUGAGGGCAUUACUGUGCACAGAACGGACGAGAAACGUCCUGGCGAUACAGCAUCUGGCUGAUAUGAUACAGCACCCCGAUAGACUACUGCCGAGAAGAGUACUCCAUGGGUUCAACUCUAUCGGGAAUGGCGAUGGCGCUGGCCUAUGGAAAGCAGAGCAUAGACCACCGCUCGAGGAGCACGAGUUAGAGGAGUUUUACAGUAUGGCUGUGCGACUCAGGCGCGGAGAGCCGAAGUUCGACGACGGCCUACUCCUGGCUAUCUUUGAAACGAUAGAAGAGGACACAAAGGAGGGACGAUAUAAGGAAAUAUCUUUCGAGGGCCUCAAAUGUAUGCCGGCGAUGGCCUUCCCGAAGGACGAAACCACGCCGGAGAGAUUCAAAGUCCGGACCCUGAUCGACAGGCGUGCGAAGAAUAAAUACUGCAGGACCACUGAAAAACUGGAGCUACAUGGAUCGAGGCAGAUAGCAGACCUACUCGGAAUGUGCGUCAUGCCACUCGGCCGGGAAGAGGACUGCCGUGCGUCCCCUCUGGGGCAACUGAAGAAGGAGGCCACGAGUGAGAUCGUGAAGACCUUGGAGGAAACGAGGAAGAGGCUAGCUGAGCUGAAGCCGCUACCAGGCACGCUCGACAGCUAUGCUGAAUGCCUCUCGCAGCGUGUGAAGGCGGCGAGCGAGCCGGUGACUCUAGAGCCAACGCCGGAAGGUGAGGGAUAUGCGCGCGACCCACCGGAAAUGGCGUCAGAUGACAUCUCCAACGCAUACUACCUUUGUGGAAUUGAUGGCCCGACCUCGAGCCCAUUCACGGGCUACGACCCGCGGGUGGAGGGCUUCAGAUUCUGGAUUUCGUAUACAUUGGACAUGGGGGCAGAAGCAGAACCUUCCGUCCUGGCUUUUUGUAGAAUAGCGGAACCCUUGAUGGCGGUAGCGGCACACUUUGGCCGACCGCUACUGGCCUACAUCGACGACCAGAACUACGCUGCGGUGAACACGGACCAAAUACGCGUAGCCAAACGCUUUGCGCACCAAUUGGCCUUGACGCUGGGACUAGAAUUAUCUGACAAGCCGAAGGCCGGCCAGUCGUCGGCAAAGACUGACCGCGUCCGCGCGUUGGGGUUGAUAUACAGCUAUGGGACAGCCAUGCUGACGGGGUGCGUGACACUCUGGGCCCCCCUGCCACCGGAAUACAUAGAGAAGACAGCGCAGGCACUGGGCGCCAUCCUACACGCGCUGCGAAGUAAGGCACUACCGCACAAGCUCACCCAGAAGGGCAUAGGGUUGUGUACAUUCGCGACACAACACGUGCGGCAGAAGAUGGGCACGGAAGCGCUGAGGCCGCUAUAUAAGUGGUUAGGCGAAGUGAUGUUUGAAGCACUCAUACGCAAAAAACUCGAGCGCCGUGCGCUAAAAGAAAAGUAUUACCAUCGUCCGUGCCGUCAUCCCGAAGCUACCGGCCAUGGGCUAUGGGAGAGGGUGCACGGCCCUGCUUCAGGCAGCACUGGGAUGGACAGACGCGCCCACUGAUGGGGGCCGAGACAACAUGCCUUGUAUCGGAGGGCUCAUAGUCAUGCCAGACGGGAGGCGGAGCGGAUUCGUGUUGGAUAUCCAACAAGACGAAAUACCGAAACAGCUCCUGGGAGUAGAGCCGCGGAUCGAGGUACUGGAGGCCCUCGCAAAAUACAUUGCUGCGCGUCUAUGGGCACGCGAGAGCCUUUUUUAUCGACUUCGCUGUUGACAAUAUAACCCACCUCUACGCCGCGGUGAAAAUGGCGGCAAGGUCUGGGCUUUUGAUGAACGUCGUAUCAAGUACGGCCCUCCUAUGCUGCGAUAGACGUGCGCAGGCAUAUUACAAACACGAAAGUACGAGACUCAACAUCGCGGACGCGUUCUCUCGCCGUGAAUUUGAACAAUUCGCAAAAACGUUAGUCCAUGACUGGGUAGAUGGCAUCCCAUCGGAAUGGUGGAGAGAUGCUCUGGAAGCAAACUGCUACACAACAGCAGGCAGCUGAGACAUCAGUCGCUUUGAAGAUAUUUGUGCUGAAGCGCUCUCAUGUGGCGCACACAUAGUCUGCCGGAGGCUAUGCGAUUUUCGCAAAGGCCCAAACCGCGGUGACGUGUCAGCGCGACGCAGCUACCUGCGCUGUAUGUGAGCCCUACUCGUUUGCCUUUUUUGCACAUGUUGAUGCUGCUUUGCCCUCGCGCUCGCAUUGAGCGCCCGCCUGAUAGGGCUGCGGUAGUGGGGAAGGGGUGGCGCUCGGGGGACACCACUGGCGCGAGCGUAUGCCAAGUGCGGUGGGGGCCUGCGAAGCCUGUAUGUGUCUGAGGGGCUGGGACUUGCGGGCGCUGAGACCCAGCAAACUUUUGAGGUAGACCGCCAGGGUGUCGGACUCUUUAAAACGACUGAAAAUCUAAAACGAACGCGAAACGAAGAACACGCUAUCCGCUCUGUUGUGGAUUUGUCUCGUGUUGUUGCGCCGUUGAUCCCACACGUGGUCGGACUUGCUGAGCUUCAUCGUUUUCAUGCUCGCGAAGAUGUCGACUCUGGCGAUAUCAUGCCAGCCAGGAGCGGCAAUCUCGGCCCAGUCAUCAUAUAAGUCAAGCCUCGUUCCGCAUGUCCAUAAAAGUGCCAAGAACUUCCCACACAGUCACAAUUUUGCACGUUCGUUCUCACAUUUUCAUUUCGACAUUUGCUCUCUCUGACAAUUUGUUUUGUCAGCCUCUUCGAUCGGUUUGACCAAUGGCCUUCGUUUUUAUCAUGGGUCACAUGUUGACAUAUAAGGGUGCUUUUUGCUUGAGCUAGAGCGUCACUGUUCAAGUCCGUCCCUGAGUUGGGAUUUGUGCCCCAGUGCGCUGCACUCGGUGGGUUUGCGAGUCUUGCACCAUCGUGCUUCACC
Molecule: messenger RNA, 3254 nt
Organism: Amoebophrya sp. A25
Lineage: Eukaryota; Dinophyceae; Syndiniales; Amoebophryaceae
Source: the annotation of a GenBank genome assembly